Oenanthe melanoleuca is the source of this 2622-nucleotide messenger RNA. It is a transcript of the gene MEIKIN, whose product is annotated as meiotic kinetochore factor. NCBI's taxonomy places the organism in Eukaryota, Metazoa, Chordata, Aves, Passeriformes, Muscicapidae. The record is from RefSeq and is a predicted model, not a curated record. Gene Ontology annotation, cellular component: kinetochore. The transcript is spliced from 14 exons. The coding region runs from base 51 to 1595 and encodes 514 amino acids. Gene Ontology annotation, biological process: meiotic sister chromatid cohesion, centromeric; meiosis I sister chromatid cohesion; female meiosis chromosome segregation.
GGGCUGGCGGUGCGGGCCGAGGGGCCGCGGGCGCUGCGGGCCGGGUUACCAUGGAGCGGGACUGCGGGCUCGACGCCCCCCGCACCGGGAAGGCACCGCGGAAGAAGCGUCGCGCGUCCCCUCUGCCGGGGGCGGCCGCUCUCCCGGGCAGCCGGGCCGGUGUCUCUCAGGUGUGCCGGCGGCGCCUGUUCGGGGGCGCGGGGCCUCGCGGGCCCGAGCCUGCCUGUAAGCGCCUCUCCGGGCCGGCGGCGGAGCUUGAGGUGCAGGAGGCUGAGCCGGUACCGGCAGGAAAGGGUGGCGGAAAGAGGACCCGCAGUGCUUUGUCCGGCAGGAAUAAAAAGGUCCGUGGGAAAAACCUACCAAAGAUUAAAGAAAAUGUUGAAUAUACUGAAGAGAGCUCCUCAUACAACCAAAGUAGUCAAGUGACUGUCAGAAAAACAACAGACUUCAAGAUAAAAGAAGAGGAGCCAGAGGAAAGCUGUGUACCACUGAAGGAAUCCGAAAUAAUCAACUUUGAAAGUAAAGAAAGUUUGAAAAAUUCUGAAGUGACUUCAAGUAUGGAAAUUACUCUUCCCACAGGUGUUUCCACCAUUCUUAUGGAGUGUUUAGAUAAAGAUUCGGCUGCAGAUUGUAGCACUGCUAGCGACAGCCCUAAGACUUAUUCAUCUCCUGAAACAUUCAGAGAUGAUGAUUUGGAAAAAUGCAAUUUUUACUCUGUGGACCUUGGCAAGUACAAGAACUCUACUCUCUUGGACUCCAGCAAAGCAGUGACCAUAGAUAAGAUACCACAGAUCUCAAAUCUUUCAGCAAUAUUAGAACCUGUACCAGAGGAUUUUCCAGACCGAUGCAUUAAAAGAAAGAGACCAUCAAAUUGCUAUUACAGUUCUUCAGCAUUAAGCACUUCAACUACACUGGCAGGAAAAAAACUCUGUAAAAUAACAGCUGCAAGAGAGAGAACGCCAGACCUAAAAAGUUGUAUGCGCUGUCCUUCACUGUUAGGACCGGAAAACAAGCAUGAUAAACAAACAGCUAAAGCCAAAAGGUUGAAGAAAAAAGAAAGCAGUUUUAAUCCCUUAGAAGGAGGUUCAUCAUCGUUUAGGCAGCUUGAUGCCCCAGAAGACGUGUCAGCCAGAUCAGAGGGGUUGACAGCAGAAGUUCUGCCAAUCAAACCAACAGAUGUUGAGGUGCAGAUGACUUCUACCAUGCUAAUCGUGGAGGAAAAUAAAGUCCUAAAAAAUCCUGAUAAUGCUCAGCCUGUAGAGUUAGAUCUUAUCUUGUCACCGGUGCGUAAAGCCUUACCUGAGGAGGACCUGUUCCUGAAUACCACAAGUCCAUUUGGAAAUUCAAAAGAAAUUGUUCCUGCAUCUCUGAGCUCAGAAAAAGAAAUUAUUCCUCAAAGUCCAGAAGAAAAGAAUAUUUUAAAGCCUCUGUGUGACAGAAGAGAAAUCUGCUCCAUUGUUAGAACAUCACCAAGCCAGAGCCCUUCCCAGCUACAGCAAGUUCAAGUUAACUGGAAAGAGUUCUUCCUUUCCACAGGAGUGGCUGAAGAUAUUAUUGCACUUACCAGAAACUGCAUCUUCUAUAAACAGAAGUGAGAUUUUUUGCUUUCAGCAGGAGUUAACAGAAGAAAUUAUUGUCUUGCUGCUGUGGCAGGGUGGGAAAACAGAACUCUUAACUAGUUAAUAAUGGUUGUAUUUUUUUUUAUUUUUUUUUCCAUGCAUGCAUGUAUGUUGUUUUGCAUGCAUGCAUGCUAGUAUUAUGUAUUUCAGAAAGCUAGUAAAUACUCAAAUACUUUAUAGUAAAUUGUUUUGUAUAGCAUCUAGAUCCUGUUCUGGACAUUAUUCUGUAAGGAUUCCAUAAAGAUGUUUCUUCAGUUUGUUUAGAUUUUUACAAAGUGUGACUGAAGAACAGCAGACCAAAUUGCUUUCAUAGAAUUACUGUUGGCUCGCUCUGCCAAGAAUUCUAGUUUUCUCUAGCAGCAUUAGUAUCUAAAGAUGUGACUCCUGUUUAAGUGUUGACAUUGGCUAUGAAGGUAAUUCGUGCAUGCCCUGGGAGUGGCUAUGAAGGCAUUCAUGUACUCUUGGGGACUCAGAAGUCAAUACUAUGCUACCAUUAAACUCAUUGAAUGCUUAGGUUUGAGGAACUUUAGCGGUACAGGACUGUGUGUUCUGCUGUAAUUUGAUUUCUGAACACCUCUUUACCCCAUCAUCACUGUGAAUUGGCUCUUAGUGAUCAGCAUUGUCACCAUUCUGGGCACAUCCACUGCCAUCUCAGAGUUCUUCCUGUUUCAUCUCAGGUAUUUUGUAAUACCACAUCUCUCAGUCAUUGUUUCUUCUAGUGGCUUUAGACUUAGACAGAGAAAGUAAACGCCUUACAUGAAACAAUGGUGGGAAAAACCCUUUUAUAGCUGAACUGUUUGAAGAGAUGGAUAUUGACAUUCUGGAUUUUCAGGUUACUGCUCACACUGUGUCCAUACAAGUCAAAUUUCCAGUGCUUCCUGUUCAGCAUGUGGAUUGUUAAUUAAUAAAUGUUCUUAAUGUGCUGAGUGUGUCAGAAAACACUGUCAAGAAGACAUUUUUUUCCACUUGAAUUCAUUGCACAUUAAAGUAAUUUGGACCCCUA